UGGAGGGAGACAUGGGGUCUCUGCUGCUGCUGCUGCUGCUGCUGCUGCUGCUGGCACUGCUGUGGGGGGUUGAGUGGGCACAGGGACAAUGGAGUGCAGGGGGAGAGAGGGCAGGGAUCCAGGGGCAGGGUCCAAGGAUAAACAUCCAAGCACCAGAUCCAGUGAAGGUGCAGGAGGGGCUGUGUGUCCUUGUGCCCUGCUCCUUCUACUACCCCUGGAGUUCCCAGAAUAACUACAACAUCCUCACUUACUGGUUCCGGGGUGAGGGUGAUCACCGCACUGCUACUCUUGUGGCCACAAAUUAUUAUUAUUGGAAUAAAGUGAAGCCAGAGAUUGCGGGCAGAUUCAAACUUCUCAGCCACUCCACAAACAGCUGCUCCCUGAGCAUCACAGGUGCCAGGAAGGAGGACCAGGGAGCCUACUUCUUCAGAGUGGAGAGAGGAAAUGACAAAUAUAACUACAAAGAGAAGAAGCUGAACUUGCAGGUGACAGCCCAGCCUGACAUCGACUUUGAGAAGCCCCUGGUUUCUGGUCAGCCUGCAAGGCUGACCUGCAUUGUAUGGGGGUCCUGUGAUGGGAAAGCCCCCCUGUUCUCCUGGCUGGGGGAUGCUCUUGACUCUCUGAGGUCCAAGAUUAAGAAUUCCCAAGUGCUCAGCUUCACCCCAAGACUCCAAGAUCACGGCAGCAACCUCACCUGUCGGGUGAAAGUCCCUCAGGCUCAAGUGAGCACAGAGAGAACCAUCAGACUCAAUGUGUCCUAUACCCCACAGAACCUCACCAUUCACAUCUGCAGAGACAACAAAGACCACAGCAUCAAGCAAUGCAGGGGACCUGGCGUGAUGACCAACAGGAGGAGCAGGAUCAGGAGGAGGAAGAGGAAGAGAAAGAACAGAGGAGCCCUGAAGACAGUUCAGAACGCCUCCUCCCUCUCCAUCCUGGAGGGCCAGGCUCUGCGGCUGCUCUGUGAGGCCGACAGCAACCCUCCUGCAAGGCUGUCCUGGUUCCGGAGGUCCCUUUCUGAGAAUGACACCAUCCUCUCCAACUCCUCCACCCUGGAGCUGCCAUCAGUGAGGAGAAUGGAUGAAGGGGAGUUCACCUGCCUGGCAGAGAACUAUCUGGGCUCCCAGCUUGUCUUUCUGAGCCUUUCUGUGAACUCUACCCCCCACCUGCAGGGCCCCUCGUGCUUCUGGGAGGACAAGGUUCUGCACUGCAGCUGCUUCUCCCAGGCCUGGCCAGUCCCUUCCCUGAGCUGGUGGCAGGAGGACCAGGCACUAAGGGCCAUCAACAAUGAAACCAGCAUGGUCACCACCAAAUCUGAGGGGCCCUGGGCCAACAGCUCCGUGAGCCUCCGCUGGGGCCUGGGCCCUGGCCUGAGACUCAUCUGCAAAGCCCAGAAUGCCCAUGGGGAGCGCAGCUCAGCUGUUCUGCUGCUGACAGGAGGAAGCCCACCUUCCUUCACUUGUGCAGAGCAGGAGCAGGGUUCCUGGCCCCUGGUCCUCACCCUCAUCAGGGGAGGCCUCAUGGGGGCUGGCUUCCUGCUCACUUAUGGCCUCACCUGGAUCUACUACACUAGGUGCCCAGGCUCCUCCAGCAGACAGAACUAGGAGAGACUCAGACACUGAGCACCUAGGAGAGGGUGCCUCUCAGCCCCCAGGACCCUCCCCCAGCUGACCUGCACAUCUGGAUGAGGGCUGGUCCUCUGCACGGGAUGCUGAGUGGCCGCCCCAGUGGGAGAGACCAGCCCCACUGAGGCAGGAUAGGACCCUCCUGCUCCUGGGGGUAGGGGGCAGGUCUGCCUCAAGGGGCCACAGCACUGGCACCAGGCCUGAGCAGAGGGCUGGGUGCUCACAGCCCCUCUGGUGAGGGUGGGUGUGGGCAGGUUCCUUCCUCUGACCCUCUUCCCAGUCUGGACAGAGGACUGGACUGGCAUCAGGCUCAUAGUGAGAGAAAGAAAGAAAGAAUCUUCUGUGAACACAGGACAGGCUGGGGAGUCUCAGCAACCUCCCAGAUGGUGCUGGUCAUGCUCCCCCAUAGCUGUGUCAGGGGCUGGGGUGGAGCACAGGAGGUAGAGUGCAGUCCUUACCUGCCACCUGAGGACCUGGGGACAGAAAUGAACACAUUAGUAGAACAACCAAUUAAUAAAUCCUUAAAAAUGGCUCUCUGUCUCUGGAGAAACAACCUUCUUGCCUGAGGUGCUGAGGCCCCAGGGUCAAUUCCCAGAACGACCGGGAGCCAUUGCUGAGCAGUGUUGUGGUUGAAAUUAAAUGAGUUGAUUCAAUAAGAAAUUGCUUUGUUCCUGCAGAAGACUUUGGGUAGGAGAAAAGGAGGAUCACUAGGCAGGUAUCUCUACCUCCCCCUGAAAAUAUAAGGGUGUGUGGAGGGCAGUGAUAAAGGAAAUUGCUGGACAAUAGUGCUGCCCUCUCCACAGUUGACAUCUUCCUCUCUAGAAAGAGUCUCUCUCUCUCUCUCUCUCUCUCUGUAUAUAUGUUUAUUCCUCUCCCUCUUUCUCUCCCUGUCCCUCCUGCUCUCCCUCUAUUUCUCUCCUUUUUUUCUUUCUGGGUUAUCACUGGGGCUUGGAGCCUCAAUCCACUGCUCCUGGUGUAUCCCCACCAUGUUAAUGGAUAGGACAGAGAAAAAUUUAGAUGGGGGUGGGGAGGACCUGCAGGCCUGCUUCAGUGCUUGUGAAGUGACCUCCAAGCAGGUGUUGAGCUGGGGGCUUGAACCAGGAUCCUGUGUGGGUCCUUGAACAUCAUACUAUGUAUGCUUAACCCUGUGAGCAACUCUUGGCCCCCUAGAAGGAAUCUUCAUCUCCAAGAGGUUCUUCGUGUUGUCUGCAGGGACCCUCCUGUGAAACCAGCCUUGGUCUGUGGUGCACUGGGUGUGGAUACAGGUUUCCCCCUGUGCAGAAUGUCCUUGGGAAAGGCCAGGACAGGGCCAGCGCUUUGCCAGGAAGAGCUCCAGGGCAGGCUGCCGGGCUAGCAUGGGGGUCUCUCUUCCUGGGUGCGUACCCUCUGUAUUGGAGAGAACUCGACCAGAGACAGCCUGGGCUGCUGCUCACUCAGUGAUGCGAGGGAGAUGACUCAGGAAUAGACUCCUGGUGGUGAGACCAUUCAAUUCUUUAUUGAUCAGAGAGCCAAGGCUUUUAAAGGGCAGACCCAGAAGUGGCAAAUCAGAAACAGAAAUGGCUAGGAAAGGGGUGGAAAGGCAAAAGGGGACUGGAGAGGUAGAAACGUCCUUAGCAACUAUUAGGAGUGUUUUAACUGGUAGGAUUAAUACUACCCCGUAGACAGGGAGGGUCUUGAAUGUAGAAAGAAGAUAGAUCGAAGGAAUGUAAUAGGUGGGGAUCUUUUAGGCAAAGCAUUGAUUAUGUAGAUCAUAAGGGAGUAGUCCCUAGUAUCAGGAAUGCAGGGAGUCUGAGAAGAAGAGAGGCUGGAUGUCCCCUCAAGUCAAGCCUUCCAAGCUCAACCACAUCCUCACAAUUUUCCGACAUCUCCCCCUUACUUUUUAUCUAAUGGCCAUAGUAUCAGGAAUGCAGGGUUGCUUUGUGAGGUAAGGAGUCUGAUAAAUGGGGCAAACCUUUGGGUUUACUCCUGUCCCUCCUGGUUCAACCUCUUGGUAGAGAGACUGACAGGAUAGCCGCACUCCUGAGGUCAAACCCUGCCAGGCUCUACCACACCCUCACAAUUUCCCAACAGCAGGCUGAGCAGCUGGCCUGUGUCCUGAGUUGCUUUGCCCUGUGCACAGCCCAGCUUCUAGCCAGGCCUCUGCUGAGCUGAGGGAAGCUUCUCUGUGGUGCUCUCUGUCACCCUCUCUCCCUGGAGUCUUCUCAUCUCUCUUUUUCUCUGUCUCUGACUCCGUCUAAAAUACAAUGUAGCAUAAAGUGCUCUGAGUAAUUCUGACAGUCUGCCCAGGGCAGCUGGGGUGUAGGUCUCUGUUCCCUGGCCUGGGGGACUUGUGGAGGGUGUAUGUUUGCUUGUCUUGUGACUUGGAGAAGGGGGUGGCCACAGGCAGGGGUGGUGGGUCUGAGCCUUUGUUCUCGCUAGGCACUGGACACCCUGGGAGGGGCAUGUCUGCCCAGCCUGCAGGCUUUAGAGAUGUGAACGUCUCCCAAGGGAGAGAAA
Erinaceus europaeus (western European hedgehog) is the source of this 4121-nucleotide messenger RNA. Its product is annotated as sialic acid-binding Ig-like lectin 14. The record is from RefSeq and is a predicted model, not a curated record. Gene Ontology annotation, biological process: cell adhesion. The transcript is spliced from 8 exons. Gene Ontology annotation, cellular component: plasma membrane. Bases 12 to 1604 code for a protein of 530 amino acids. Gene Ontology annotation, molecular function: sialic acid binding. NCBI's taxonomy places the organism in Eukaryota, Metazoa, Chordata, Mammalia, Eulipotyphla, Erinaceidae.